UAUUACUUUUAGUUGCAAUCUAGAUGGCAAAAUGGAAAUAACUUGGGUCUUAAUCUUGAACUUUUUCCUAGUUCUUUGUCUUGAGCGCACUUUCGGUAGUCGAUAUAAUGUGAGUUUGUCGGAUCUUGUUAAAUGUAAAGAAUAUCGAAUUGAGUCGGGAUACGUGUACAGAAAUUUUUUCCUGCUCGACGAAUUUCGGAAUAAUCGCACAGAAAAUGAGAGGUUCCGCUUUAAAUUCUAUGUAAUGGCGGCAAGUAAUGCGCAUAUUCUUCUGUCGCCAAUGGAUAAAGCUAAAAAAGGCGAUUCCGUGUAUGAAAUUGUGAUUGGAGCCGGUGGAAACACUUUCUCGACAAUUCGCCCGCAAAUUGGAGGCCGUCAACUUAUAGUCAAAAAACAAAAUGGUUUGCUAAAUGGAAUCGAUCCUACACCAAUUAUUGUUGUACAAAAGACCGAUGGAACUCUCGAAGUUACUAUCCCGACAUUUGUUGGGGCCCUAUUAUCAUAUAAGGAUCCAAAGCCAUUAAAUAUUAAAUAUGUGAGCUUUAGUAGCUACGGUAGUACGUCUGCAAGGUGGUUCUAUGACUGCGGAGGUGAUGAAGAAACCCAUAUGGAAAUGAAGAAGGAAAACCUUACAAGCUUGGAGCGCCUGCAAGUGGACUUAUUCGCAAACUAUAGUAUAUUCACAAUUCCGGAUGAAUUAUCAAAAAUUUAUAUGGGGGCUACUAUCAAAGGGGUCUCCUACAAUGAAAGGAAGUCCAUAUUUCAAGUCAGGUUGGAAGUGAAACUGAAAUGGACCGAUCCAAAACUCAAAUGGAAACCAUCUGAAUACAGCAACAUCACGGCUCUGAGAUCAUUUGAAGUGAAUUUUUGGACACCAUCCCUAUUGAUCACGAACGGGGCCGGCAGUACGUUUACCCAUUUCGACCCAGAAUAUUUUGGAAUCAUAUAUAGCAAUGGAUCAAUAGAAGCAGAUACAAAACAGCAGGUCAUAGAAACCUGGUGUCGAGAAUCACAGGAUGGAAAUUGGCCAUGGGAUGAAUUGAGGUGUCCAGUUGACUUUGCGGUGGACGGGAACCACCUAUCAAUAGAUUUUGAUCUAGCACACAGCGUUCGGGCUCCCAAGAUAUCUGAGCUAAGCAAGUGGCGUUUUUCUGGCCGUCAUUUGGUUACAAAGACUAUUAAACCUUUCGCUGAUAUGGGAAAUGAUUUAAAUUCUACGGUUUCAGUGGCGAGUCUGGUGAUACAUAUGAGAAGAAAUGCUUUCUACUACCGGAAAGUCUUUUUCGUUCCAUUGAUUGCUGCAACAAUUUUGAUACUUCUGUCAUUUAUUAUGAGACGACUUUUGAGAGGAAUUUUGAACUUAAUUGCGUUGGCAUUGCUGCUGGGUUCAUUUCUAGCACUGACAAACAGUACACCUGUCACAUAUGUUCCAAAAAUUACUCAUUCCUACGAAAUGGUUAUUGGCAUUGCAUGCUUCUCAUAUUUUAUGAGCAUCUUGAUUCGUUGGUUUUCUGAUUGUUCCCCGGAACAACCGCCAUCUAACUGUAUAUUGGCGGUUAUCAAUAAUUCGGUUCUGCGUGCUGUCCUAGGAAUACAAUUUGCUAACUCGGAGGAGUACUUAAAAAUUCAAUAUGAGCCAUGGAAGCAAGUUGGAAUAAUUCUGGAUCGCAUAAUCUUUUUCAUAUUAUUACUAGUCCUUGUGAUAAUUUUGUCUUCAGGAUUUUAGCGUGCUAUGAAAUGUGUUUUUUUUCCAAAAUAUUUUAAUAUAAUACAAUUUUAAUGUUG
Messenger RNA from Hermetia illucens (black soldier fly), 1785 nucleotides. RefSeq names its product acetylcholine receptor subunit alpha-like. The coding region runs from base 32 to 1726 and encodes 564 amino acids. Gene Ontology annotation, biological process: monoatomic ion transport. The transcript has 9 exons. Lineage: Eukaryota; Metazoa; Arthropoda; Insecta; Diptera; Stratiomyidae. Gene Ontology annotation, cellular component: membrane. The record is from RefSeq and is a predicted model, not a curated record. Gene Ontology annotation, molecular function: extracellular ligand-gated monoatomic ion channel activity.